This is a messenger RNA of Rhododendron vialii, 1173 nucleotides long. RefSeq lists its product as uncharacterized. Bases 523 to 756 code for a protein of 77 amino acids. The transcript is spliced from 5 exons. Lineage: Eukaryota; Viridiplantae; Streptophyta; Magnoliopsida; Ericales; Ericaceae. The record is from RefSeq and is a predicted model, not a curated record.
UUGGAGCUGGCUGGCGGUUGUGGUCGUCGGUGCGUGGUGGUGGUGGUGAACAGACGGACAAAGAAGAGGGCAACGGGGAGAGAGGGAGAAGGGCAAAACGGUGGUGGUGGUGGUGACGUUGCCCGUGAGUUCGAAAUGGAGGGCAAGGUGGUGGGUUGGUUAUGGAGGAUUUGUCGGUGGUGGUUAUAGAGGAUUUGGUGGUGGUACAGGGGACAAGGUUCCAUUUUUAGGAGAAAAGUCAUUUUUGGGAAUGUAGGGACAAUUUUAAAAGUUAAGGAAAAUUUUUAAGGUUGUAAUUAGCAAAUUGUUUAAGAUUUGUGGGUUAGGCUUUAAAUAUGCCUCGUAUAAAAGAUUUGUGGUGUAUAAAAGAUUUGUGGUUGUAAAUAGCUUGGCCCAAAUAGAAAACCCAAAAACCUUUCAUAUGAAACCCGAAUGACGUCGAUUUAGGGGUACGCACCGAAACUCCACCUUGGCAAAGGCUUCGAACAAAAACCAAAAAAAUUUGAGCACUUGGACGACGAGAUGGGAAUGGGUGCAGAGGAGGAAAAUGGAGAAGCAAACCAGAGAUCAGGGCCCAACCCCACCCCUAAUCCCUUGACGCAGGCCCAGUUUCUCUCCUGGAAACGCCACAAGGUAAAAACUAAAGUUGCUAGAGUUAAGGAAUCUAGCAUUUGGAAGAUUCCAUAUAAGAUGGAAGAUAAGUAUGCGCCUGGGCACUUUAAGGCAAAAAAUAAGAAUGACAUUGGAGGAUGCUGAGGCAUCAGCUAGAAAAGCUGAAGCUGCAAGGAAACGUGCGGAGGACAUAGCUGCAGGGGUAGUGCAGAUGAAUGGCAGGGAGCUUUUCUUGCAUGAGCCUUCAGUGUUCGACAAUAGUCUAUAUUGAGUGGACAAUAUGUCUUCAAUUUGUUUUUGGCAUGACUCAAGCUCCUCCAAAGAGUUCAUACUUGAUGUAUCAGGUUCAAACAUACUGGUUAUAGAAUUUCAGGAAGACAAAAAAAAUCACUUACUUGUGGCUAUGAUGCCUUACACGUACACAAAUUCGGCUGAACACAAAAUUCACUAUGCCAUUUUAUCUUCGGACCGGAUCAGAUGACCUGUCUCAAAACUCUUUUUAAUUGUACGAUGUAUUUUCAAUCUUAAAUGGUACUGUAAUAAUCACUUUCUGCAAUAUGU